This is a messenger RNA of Chiloscyllium plagiosum (whitespotted bambooshark), 3627 nucleotides long. RefSeq names its product plakophilin-2-like. Gene Ontology annotation, cellular component: plasma membrane; adherens junction; nucleus. Gene Ontology annotation, molecular function: protein binding. The record is from RefSeq and is a predicted model, not a curated record. Gene Ontology annotation, biological process: heart development; desmosome organization; cell-cell adhesion. Lineage: Eukaryota; Metazoa; Chordata; Chondrichthyes; Orectolobiformes; Hemiscylliidae.
UCUGCUUUCCCCCGCUCCUUCAGGUAGUGGUUGUUGCAAAGAUCACCUCCACAGCAAGGACCGAGUUGAACAGCUCGGGAGAGUUGGGUUUUGCCAUGAGGAAGUCUGCAGCCGAAGGAGAAGGAGGAGGAGGAGGUUUUGCAAUCGCUGGAGGGAGGGAGGGAUCUGGCGGGAGCACAGACACACCUCAGCAGCUCAGACAGGAGCCCUGUGCCUGUGGGCUCCCGGGCGGCAGCAGCAGCAGGAGCCCGCGAUGGGGAGCAGUCCCGACCCUUUCUUCCGCACGGUGCUGAGCCAGGAGCAGCUCCUGCCUGCCCUGGACUCCAGCCUGGCUGUCCCCUCCGACGAGAAGCUCCGCUUGUCCCGCCAGGAUGACAGGAGCUUCCGACUCCGGCAGCAGGUCAGCCUCAGCAUGUCCCGCAAGAACAGGAGGGCUUCCACAGACCGGGUGCAGCGGACACUCAGUGCCCCUGAUUACAUUAGUUCCAUGGCGAUCCCUCCAUUUGGAUAUCCGACACUGCCACUCCCAGGGCCUCGAUAUGGUUACACUGAGACCCUGAAACCAGUGGGUUACAGAAUUAAUCAAAGAAUGGUGAAUGGAGCUGCCCAGUUUUCCUCAGGGACUGGCCAAUUCUUGUCCCAAGGCCAGCAGAGCCAGACCAUUAAACCGACUCGCCGGAUAGAGGUCUCACCUGACAAUAGCCCGGUUUUGUCCCGCAAUCCCCCAAGGAUGGAAUUGAGAUUUUUGAGAAAGGGGAUAGUCGGAAGAGAGCCCACCUUGUCCUCCAGUCGGCGUGUCAUCCAUGUUGAGAGGAACUUGGGCAGUCGGCUGAACGCCAUGAGGUCCAUUUUGCAUAGCAACACGAGGUACACCCAGACGGAAGUUGCUUUGCCCACCUCCAGGCCACUUCCUGUCAGCAGGGUUCCUUCUCAAAGUUCCCAGAAGCACGUGGUCACCGUCAGCAGAGAGUCCCAAACUUAUGGAAGCGUUCACGACGAGAGUUUUCCCGUCAGCCCUGUUGUAAACUUUCGCCCCGGCCUCAGUCAAAGCAUGUCGAGGAUUUAUGACAGGAACCAAACCAGGGCCCUGGAUCAGCACGCAGAGGGAAUUGCUUUCAGUUACCACGGCGAAUCAUGCAAGAGGCAGGCCCAGGUAGGAGACAGAUACAACUGGACCCAAACAUCUCACCAGAGUAACAGUUUUAUAACCAGCAAACCCAUGGUUACUCAAGGGUUAAUGCCAGCGGAAAGUCUGAUAAUGGAAGCCCAGGAUGAAGCCCAGAUCCAGGCUGAGGCCCAAGCCCAGCCUCAGUCUCAAGCUCAACCUCAAGCCCAAACCAGUUACCAGGCAUCAAGCUACGAAGGAAACUAUGAAAUGCAAGGAGAACGUGCAAACCUGACCGAAAGCAGUGCAAGUGGAGAUGAUGAUGGUGACUGGACAAUUGAAACUGCAGUCUCUGCCCUGACACAUGAUAACACGGAUUACAUACUGUAUGGGGCUAAUUUCAUCCAACACGAGUGUUAUCAAAGACCUGAUGCAAAGAAAGAGCUUUACGCUUUGGACGGGAUUGGGAAACUGAUUGCGUUGCUCAGCAAUGAGAAUGUGGAGGUUCAGUCUGCAGCCUGCGGGGCAAUCCGCAAUGCGGUAUUUGAGGAGAAUGACAGCAAGCUAGAAGUACAGAAACAUAACGGAGUCCAGGAGCUGGUGUGGCUACUGGAACAAACCAAGGACAUUGAGACAAAGAAGCAAGUCACUGGUUUACUCUGGAACUUGUCUUCCAAUGAACAUCUAAAGGCUGACCUCAUCAAGAGAACUUUAAAACCAUUGACAACAUCAAUUAUCAUUCCAUUCUCGGGCUGGCCAGACGGAGAUGUGAAGAAUUUUGACAUAGACCCUGACAUCUUCUACAACACCACCGGAUGUUUGAGAAACCUGAGCUCAGCCAGUCCAGAGGGCCGAAAACAAAUGAGAGAAUGUGAGGGGCUGAUUGAUUCCCUUGUCCACUUCAUUCAGUUCACCAUUGCCAAUAAUCAAGAGGACGAUAAGUCAACAGAGAACUGCAUGUGCAUCUUACAUAACCUGUCUUUCCAACUGGAGAGUGAGCUGCCAAGUGCCUACUGUGAGAAUCUGGCCUGGAAAAAUGCUGCCUCAUCACAGAAGAAGUCAGGAGGGUGCUUUGGAGCACGAAGUUCACGGCUGAAGGAGGAGGACCUGGCCAAUAUUCCAACUUUGGAAGAGAAGAGGAAUCCCAAGGGUAUUGAGUGGCUUUGGCAUAGUUUGGUGGUGAGGAUGUACCUUUCUCUCGUCGCGAGGAGUACCAGGAACUGCACCCAGGAGGCUUCUCUAGGAGCUCUCCAAAAUCUCUCCGCCAGUAAUGGACCGAUGGGAUUCACCAUUUCUGAAAUUAUCACGUCGAAAGAGAAUGGACUUCAGCACAUCAGACGGAUGUUGUACUCGAAGGAGUCGAGUGUACAGAAAGCCGCAGUCUCUUUAUUGAGAAACAUGUCACGAAACCCAAAGGUCCACGAGGAACUGACCAGUCUGAUCAUGCCCGACCUGCUAUCUGUUCUCCCGGAACCAGACACUGUCUCUCCGAUGCCUAAUGAGACGAUCUCUUUUAUCUGCCAUGUGCUGAACAACCUCAUUCAGAAUAACCCGCAGAAUACUCGCAACUUUGUGCAGAAUGGAGGCCUGAAGAAAGUCGUAAGCAUUAGCAACGAUGACCGUAAUGUUACCACCCCAGCUGGAAACGCUGCCUCCAACCUGCUGUACAGCCUAUGGUUACAUCGGGACCUUCACAGUAUCUACAAAAAGGCUGGAUUCACCAAGUCAGAUUUUAUCAAUAACCGAACGACAAAGGCCUAUCAUGCAGCUCGUGAACGGAAGUCGUUUUACUGAGAUUGACAGAGACAGCGAUGACGCCAACAAGCCCCUUUCCCAUGAGGAGGGGGAAGAGUUUACUUUUGGGGAGGACCCACAUUUCCUUGGCUGGCGUUAUCCAGGCAGUGAUACAGGUCAGGGCUUUACCGAGUUCAACUCUGUGCUGAGUAACAGCUCCUUCAUUCCGACUGCCAGGUGGACUACUGCUGCUCUAUAGCCAUGACCCGAAGGUCAGACAAGCUGUUAAACACUGAAAACAACAAAUGCUGGAGAUGGCAGUAUCCAUGGAGAGAGAGCAAGCUAACGUUCCAAGUGUGGAUGACUGGUUAACACCCUCCAGGCAACACAUGACAAUGGAUUAGCAUUCCACCUACAAAUCCUCAAAUUCCCAGGAAGAAAAGGAACAUUAUUGUGCUGGGCAGCUUGUAUCUGAACUACCACUGGCUCCACUGUGCCAUUACCGUGUUGAGAAGGAGACUUGAUACCUAAUUAUAGCAUACCUGCUCUGUUUUAGCUGUACAAAUACAUUGACUGGGUUAGCAUUUCAAUGUCUGACAGUGCCUUUUAGAAUAUGCAAAUUACUCAUUUAUAUUUAUCAGGGUUCAGUCUCUAAAGUGAAAGAUUUCUUUUCACUAAUUGGGUCUUGGAAUGCAAAUAAAUGGCAGGGGUGUCAUUUAUUGCCCAUCCCUAGUUGCCCUUGAGAAGGUGUUGGUGAGCUGCCUUCCUGAACCACUGCUGUAGAAGGA